Molecule: messenger RNA, 2254 nt
Organism: Onychostoma macrolepis
Lineage: Eukaryota; Metazoa; Chordata; Actinopteri; Cypriniformes; Cyprinidae
Gene: gpr37l1a
Product: G protein-coupled receptor 37 like 1a
Exons: 2
Coding region: 524-2011 (495 amino acids)
Biological process (GO): positive regulation of MAPK cascade; adenylate cyclase-inhibiting G protein-coupled receptor signaling pathway
Cellular component (GO): signaling receptor complex; plasma membrane
Molecular function (GO): G protein-coupled peptide receptor activity
Source: RefSeq, a predicted model, not a curated record
AGGUUUGACAGCCCUGUUGACAAAAAAAAAAACAGUUUGUAAUGGCUUUACUGGUUAUGAUGGGAACUGCACUGGUUUUGGUGACUGUAAUGGUUCUGUUGGUCUCCUUCUAUUGGUGGCUUGUUAAAACCAAUACAUCCCAAAACACACUACAGAAAACCAUUUUUAAUGGUUUUAAUGGUUAAAAGUUGAUGGUUUGUAUUUGUAAUGGUAUUUAUAGUGGAAACCAUUAGAUUUUCUGUGAUGGUUUUUUGCUUGUUUUUGUUUUGUUUUCAGCAGGAAAAAAACCUGCCUCGAGGUCGCGUCACAUGACAACUUUUCCAAAUCUUUCCACUUUGCUGUAAGUGAACUGUAGUUGAUCGUCCAGAAGGGGGCGGGUUUUCUCCUGGCGCUCUUCAUGAGUUCCCUCGAGAGCUGGAUGAGGAACUAGAGGAGCAGAACUUGUUGAGAUGAUCAGACCGGAGCUCUCGCUCAUCCGCAGCACAUCGUCCGAUCAUCCAGAUCCGUUCAGCAGAGCGUCGCGAUGAUGCUGCGCGUUUUAUUCGCUCUGAUGGUGUUCGCCGGCUCGGUUCAGGCGGAUAAACGCGCGGCGGAGAUGAAGACGAGCCUGAUGGAGUCACCAUCAUCAUCCUCAGCGCUGGAGCUGAACGCCUCCGCAGCGCAUCGCGGUGAUGAUGAAGACGCACGCGCGCCGAGAGUCCCGCGCGGCUCCAAACACAAGCAGCAGCGCGAGCGGAACGCGCACCGAACCCCGCGACCGCAUCCCGACCCCGACGCGUUCUUCACCACGCCGCGAGCGUUCAACGGCUCGCUGCGCGUCCACAACCCGCUGUUCCCGCUCACGGAGGAGUCGUACAGCGCGUACGCCGUCAUGCUGCUCGCGCUCAUCGUGUUUUCCGUGGGCAUUGUGGGUAAUCUGGCGCUCAUGUGUAUCGUGUGGCACAACUAUUACCUGAAGAACACCUGGAACUGCGCGCUGGCCAGCCUGGCGUUCUGGGACUUCAUGGUGCUGUUCUUCUGCCUGCCGGUGGUCAUCUUCAACGAGCUGACCAAGAGGAGGCUGAUGGGAGAUCUGUCCUGCAGGAUAGUGCCUUAUGUGGAGGUGACGUCUCUCGGCGUGACCACGUUCACUCUGUGCGCGCUCAGCAUCGACCGCUUCCACGCGGUGACCAGCGUUCAGCCGCGGCCGCGGCAGGUGGAGUCCUGUCAGUCCAUCCUGGCCAAGCUGUCGGUGAUCUGGGUGGGAUCCCUGGUUCUGGCCGCUCCGGAGCUGCUGAUGUGGCGUCUGGAGCAGGAGGUCUCUCCGAGGACGGGUCUGCCGGUGGACACCUGCGGUCAGCAGCCGUCCGUGACGCUGCCGGAGACACUGUACUCGCUGGUGCUGACGUACCAUCAGGCAAGAAUGUGGUGGACCUUCGGAUGUUUCUUUUGCUUGCCGCUGCUGUUCACCGCCGCAUGUCAGCUGCUCACGCGACACGUUGCGGACGAAAACGCCAAGAGCAUUCGUCCGUCUUCUUCGUCGUCUUCAUCAUCUUCCGCAUCUUCGUCUCCAAAGAAGAAGCAGCGGCGAGAGCGUCAGCUGACCCGCACAGUGGUGGCGUUGGCGUCUGUUUACGCCGUUUGCAGUUUGCCGGAAAACGUCUGGAACUUCGUUCUGGCUUACGCGGGCGUGGAGGUGGGCGUGGCCACGCGGGCUCUCCUUGCUCUGAUUGGCCAGUUCUUGAUGUUCGUGCGGGCGGGAGCGACGCCCAUCCUGUUGCUCUGCAUCUGUCGCGCUCUCGGCCAGGCGUUCAUGGACUGCUGCUGCUGCUGUUGCGACGAGUGUCUUCCAGAUCCUUCGUCGUCGACGACGUCUUCGUCUACUAACGCUACGGCUGUCUCUUCGUCCCUGUCCUCGCCCGUCUCCGUCCAGGAGGAGAAGCUGAAGAUCGUGUCGGGAACGUCACCCGCGGUGUUCUUCGAUAAAGUGAAGGACGGUCCGGCCGAGCUGAUCAUCGGAACGCCGUGUUGAUCUCAGUGUCCGUUUAUAAAAACUGUGAAUGAAAUAUCGUCCAUCGCUAACACUCUUAAAGGGACAGUUCACACAAAAUUGAUCAUUCCGUUGUCAUUUAAAUGUUCCAAACCUGUUUUAUUUUGUGUGCAGAACACAAAAAAAUGUGUUAAUAAAUUAUCACAAUACUUUAUUAAAUUAAAAAUAUUAUAAAAUAAAAAUUAUAUAAACGACAGGAUUAUCAUGCCGUCACUCACCGCUGGA